UUUUUUUUAAAGUUUUUUUCAGGUUGAUUCAUUGAUGUUAGUGCUGUGAAUUUUAUUGUUGAUUGGUUUAUGAGCGGAUUAGAAAUAAAUGUGGCAGUGGUUGAAUUGAAAUGUUGAAUUGAUUUCUAAAUUGGUUUAUGAAUAUGAAUGUGCAGGGGUUUUGCUGAUUAUGAAUAUGGUUUAAUUGUUGAAUAUGCAGUGGCUUUGUUAAUUGUUGAAUUGCUUUCACUGAUUAUGAAUUUUGUUGAUUGUUGAUUGUUGUUUCUCUGAUCCCGAUUCUAUAAGCAAAACAGAACCAAACGAGUUCAUUCGAGCGAGAAGGUCGACCCUUCUUCAGCUCAGUACGCUGCCGCUACGACAGUGAAGUUCAGAGGUAAGUUAUUAUAAAUAAGAAUUUAGUUCAAAGGAAAGAUCAGGAAUAGCCCUUGGACUGCUAAGGUAUUCUUAUAAAGAGAAACUUUUAUCCUCUAGAGCCUAAGUUCCCAAUAGGUUAACCACUUUCUUCUCUUAUGAAUUUUUUUUAUAGAUGAUCUUUGCAUUAUCCGUCUUUCUUUAUCCAAAUAGCCAUAGGAGAAGCUGAGCUAGGUGUUCUUGUUUGUAUACUAUUAUCAGAAUUCAGUUCUUCGGGAAACUCUCUAGUGCCAACGGUGGAUCCGGUGCCACAUAUGAUUCUAUGAUCACUUCCGAUAGGCAGGAACGUUUCUCCUUCAUCCUCGAAGGUCCUUUGUUCUUUGCUUUGAAAGAGACCGACUAUAGAUCUCUUUCUCUCACGCUAUUUUAUAUGAGUACACAAGACUACUUCGCCCCACAACCAUCUCUUUUUUAUAAGUUCUACGGACAGUUUAUGCCUUUUUCCGACCUCCGUUCUGGCGAGGGGUUUAAAAUGGAUUAUACUCUUUCUCUCCAUCUUUCGUCUAUACUAUGUCUCUUUCCUCUGUUCUUUGUCCUUCUCCUACUAGGAGUAGCGACAGUCGUUCCGCUAUUUUAUCAUGUUGAUAUUUCUGCCAAUCAAAACGAGCUUCCGCCAGUUGGUGAAGGGAUAGACCGAAGCAGCUCACUAACGGGUUUCCACCUUUGUAUGAUAUGGUAUGAGCAUUACGGCCUGAGAUUAAGACUUUUUAUUAGGCCGUUAGGAAGAGAUCUUGAUAUUGACUUACGAGAGCCUACAGCAGUAGAAUGAAGUCCAGGAGUUCAGUCGUCUAGGGUGAAGUUAGAGGCCCUAAUCCAAGAGAACCAUCAGGUGCGGAGCUCAAAUGCCCGCCUAUGAUCUUCCAACCGUAAAACUUGGUCUUUAGCUAAGCUCAACUGGUCUCUUUGUUGCUGAAAAUAGUGAGAAACUCUUAUCUAGAGUCAUUAAAGCUAAAUACCAGAAUAGGAGAUGCUGGUUUGUUUUACUAUUAGUUACUUAGUUGAUUGAAUUCUUUUCUUUUAUGGGAUUUUAAGAUGGCUUCAUCAGAGACACCAUCAUCCCAAAAACAUUAUAUGAAGAUAGAUACCUAGAUUUUGAAAUUACUCAUUAGACAUAGUUUAUAUAUUGUUAUUAUUGUGUUAAAUUAAGAUAUAUUAUAGUAGUACCGACUAAGUGACUAUUGUUCAAAUGUUAGUUAAGACAUGCAUUUCAAAUUUUAAUUUUAAGAUUUCAACUGUUUUAUAUUUUUAUUUAAAUAAGAUUGAUUCAACCCAUAACCCACCGAUUGAACCAAAAAUCCAGUGGCUCAGUAGUAUAUGGUUAUUAAUGGUGAUAAAAAAUUGUAUGGUAAAUAAAUAAUAAAGAUAUAAAAUCAAAUUAUUCUCAAUUUUAAAUCAAAUUAAUUCUUAUUUUACAUAACAAAUUUGUAUAAUAAUACUUCAUUUUCAAUUCAUUUCAAAUUAAAUUAAAUCGUGGGUUUAACAAGGUUCAGCUUGAAGUCGAUCCAGAAACCGCUUUGGACUUCUGUCACAACGGUGCUAGUGAUUCUCAUUCAUCCGUGCUCCUUGUUGCUGCCAUUCAGAAGUUGAUGAAAAAAGCUGAUUUUAGAGGGAUGUACUUCAAAAUCCCAGCAAUCAACGAUGUUGUUUAGGUGUCAUCAUGAGCGGUGAGCCCAGCACAGAAAGACAACACCACAGUCGCAGGCUCAUAUUCCAUCUCUGAUUCCUCCCUCUAUUUCAUCCAAAGCUUCCAUUAAUUGAGAAUCGCACCAACCAAUCCUUUUCAAUUAAAAAAUGCAGGUACUUGCACUUCUUCAUAAUUGAAUCAAAGUUCCUUUUGUAUUCUUCAUGCUGUGAAAAGCAUUACCUUCCUGCACCUUAUGGCACUGAGCUUUAAUCCAUUGCGAAAGGGUUUACAAUAUAGAUUCUUGAGCUAUUUCUAUGAUUGCUCUUUAUGUUGUGUUGAUCUGAAUCUGUGCUCUUCAUCAUUGCCUGCAAAAAGUUCUGUUUCUGGUUUUGGGGCUCAAGGUCAGGGUAAACGUGAAAAUCAUAGUUCUAGGUUUCCAGGGGAAUUGCGUGUUACUGCCGAUGAUGAUGCGAGUAAAGGUCAGAACUUCAAUUUUGGUAGUCUUGAUACACUGAGUGAUGAUGAAGAGGAAGAAGAUGGUGAUGGUGAUGGAAAAGGUUCUAGUAAUGGUGAUGAUGAGAGUCUUGAGUUUAUGAGCUCCUCUAAUGGCAACGACAAUCAUGCAUAUGGAGAGAGUAUUGGUAGAGUUGAAAUUGAUGAACAUGAAUUCAGGCAUCCAUUGGUUAAGGAAGUUUGUAGGUUGAUUACAUAUAGGUCAGCUUGGAACCCUAGACUUGAAGGAUAUUUGAGGUACUUAUUGAGAAGAUUGAAGCCCCCACAUGUUUGUGCUGUCUUACGCUCUCAAGAAGAUGAACGGAUUGCUUUGAAUUUCUUCUAUUGGGCUGAUCGGCAGUGGCGCUACAAACACAAUGCUAUUGUCUACUAUACAUUGUUAGAUGUGCUUAGCAAGACUAAAUUGUGCCAGGGUGCUAAGCGGAUUCUUAAGCUUAUGAUGCGCCGUGGAAUAAAAUGUUCUCCUGAAGCUUUUGGCUAUGUGAUGGUGUCUUAUAGUCGAGCAGGCAUGUUGAGGCAUGCCAUGCAAGUUUUGACCGUGAUGCAGAAAGCUGGAGUUGAACCUAAUUUAUCUAUAUGUAACACUGCUAUCUAUGUUUUAGUUAAGGGCAGCAAAUUGGAGAAGGCACUGAGAUUCUUGAAUCGAAUGGAACUGGUUGGAAUCAAACCCAAUGUUGUCACUCAUAAUUGCUUGAUCAAGGGUUACUGUGAUCUGAAUCGGGUUGAAGAUGCAUUGGAGCUUAUUAUGGAAAUGCCAUCCAAGGGAUGUCCCCCUGACAAGGUUAGUUAUUAUACUGUGAUGGCUUUUCUCUGCAAGGAGAAAAGAAUUGAAGAAGUGAAGCUGUUGAUGGAGAAAAUGGUGGUGAAUAGUAAAUUAAUUCCAGAUCAGAUUACAUAUGAUACACUUAUUCACACGCUAUCCAAGCAUGGACAUGCAGAUGAUGCUUUGGCUUACUUAAGAGAAGCAGAAGAUAAGGGCUUCCACAUUGAUAAGGUUGGGUAUAGUGCAGUAGUUAACUCCUUUUGUAAGAAGGGCAAAAUAGAUGAGACGAAGAGUUUAGUGAACGAGAUGUACUCGAAGGGCUGUAUUCCUGAUGUUGUGACAUAUACUGCUAUUAUUGAUGGAUUUUGUCGCAUGGGGAAGAUAGAUGAAGCGAAAAAGAUGCUGCAGCAGAUGUACAAACAUGGGUGCAAGCCAAAUACCGUUUCAUACACAGCUUUGUUAAAUGGCCUGUGCCACAAUGGGAAAUCGUUAGAGGCAAGGGAGAUGCUGAAUGUAAGUGAGGAGCAUUGGUGGACGCCAAAUGCCAUAAGUUACAGUGUUGUGAUGCAUGGUUUUCGUAGGGAAGGAAACUUGUCCGCGGCUUGUGAUUUGGUUAGGCAAAUGGUUGGAAAGGGAUUUUUUCCAACUCCAGUUGAAAUUAACCUGCUAAUACAGUCCCUGUGUCAAAAUCAGGAAGUAGUUGAAGCUAAAAGAUUUUUAGAAGAAUGCCUGAAUAAGGGUUGUGCCAUCAAUGUCGUAAACUUUACUACUGUAAUUCACGGUUUUUGUCAGAUUGGUGACUUGGAAGCUGCUCUAUCAGUGCUAGAAGACAUGUACUUAAUCAACAAACAUCCUGAUGUUGUCACAUUUACAACAUUGUUUGAUGCAUUGGGGAGGAAAGGUAGAUUGGACGAGGCUGCUGAGUUAAUAAUGAAGAUGCUGGGCAAAGGUUUGGAUCCUACUCCGGUAACAUAUAGGACAGUCAUCCACCAUUAUUGUAAAUGGGAGCAAGUGAAUGAUAUGUUGAAACUAUUGGAAAAAAUGCUUGUUAGGAAGCCAUUAAGAACAUUAUACAAUCAAGUAAUUGAGAAACUUUGUGCUUUUGGGAAACCCGAGGAAGCUGAGAAACUUCUGGGAAAGGUUUUGAGAACAGCAUCAAACCUUGAUGCUAAUACAUGCCAUGUGCUCAUUGAAAGCUAUCUGACUAAAGGGCUUCCUCUAUCAGCAAAUCGAGUGGCUUCUAGAAUGUUCAGCCGUAAUUUGGUUCCUGAUUUGAAGUUAUGUCAGAAAGUGAGCAAGAAGCUAAUGUCUGAUGGAAAGUUGGUUGAGGCUGAUAACCUUAUGUUGCAACUUGUUGAGCGUGGAAUACAACAAAAUGAGACGAAUUUGUGAUAUUAGUUACUACUCCAAGCUUAAAAGUUGUGCCCAUGGUGCUAUGUUAUCACUUCCCUUCGUUGGAGAUCCAAUACAUCUUGCAUUUCAAUGUGGUAAGGCCAUUCUUUCUUCUAGGGAAAAUGGUUCUAAUUUUUGAGAAAGUAAAAUUCAUUCAUGUAAUCUUAAAUAUGGUUUAGAUAAUUGUCUUUUUAUGUUUGGCACAUAUGUAUUUCUCUUUUGUGGUGAUGAUGAUAGCAUAUCAUUUUCAUGCUAGUGUUGUGCUUAUAUAUUUCAGUUUGAUAACAAGAAAACAAGAACUUAAGGGCAGAGUAUGCAUCUUCUUAUGAAUAUUGUUUACAUGAUAUAUUAUCCUACAAGUUGUGCAUGAAAAUGAAUUCUAACAUUGUGUGCCUUGUUCACAAUCGCAUGCUUCUUUCCCAAACAGAGUUCUCCCAAUCAUUUGGAAGAGAACUUAGUGCAUUGACUACUCUUGUUGCUGAAAUUGUUUCCUCAUCUGUAGUCCCUAGCACCUCUUUCUUUGAUAAAAUUUUAAGCAUUCGAAUAGUUGUCUAUCUUGGCUACCAAGCUGUCAAUUAGAUUCACUUUUUUAUCAGUAAACUGGAAAAAUCACUUAUUCUUCUCUUUUUUCUCUUUCUACUCUCUACAUUACUGUUCUUCCCACCAAUGCCAACUAUCUUCCAUUUCCAUAACCAUUAAAAGGUAACAUAUAUAAUGUAUGUAGAAUACAUUUUCAUAUAUAAAUAUGUGUGUAAAUAACAUUUCAUGUUAUUGAAAGGCCAUGAUGGAUACUUUUAAGGUACUAUUUUGUAUAAUUCCUUUUGACUGAU
This is a messenger RNA of Arachis duranensis, 5533 nucleotides long. RefSeq names its product pentatricopeptide repeat-containing protein At1g09900. Gene Ontology annotation, molecular function: protein binding. The record is from RefSeq and is a predicted model, not a curated record. Bases 2289 to 4703 code for a protein of 804 amino acids. The transcript has 2 exons. Lineage: Eukaryota; Viridiplantae; Streptophyta; Magnoliopsida; Fabales; Fabaceae.